UCUCUCACCGUCUGAUUGAGCCCAGGCUGUGCGGGGGCUCCCUGCGGGAUCAGAGCGCUCCCCCGCCGGGACUCCACUCCUCACAUCCCCCUGCUGGGACUCCGCUCCAUCCCCAGCCCAGCCUGGCUUUAUUAUGUGUGUCUGCAGUGCAGCCCCAGCAGCAGCAGCGAGAGCAGGAGGGGAGAGAGCCGGGACAAAGAGCAGCCAGCCGGCCGGGCGGCAUGAGAUAGGGAACCGGGCAGGCUGCGGCGGCUUCACCGCGGCGCAUGGGGGCAGCUAGCGGCGCCAGAGCACGGGACACACCGGCGGCAGCUGGACCGGGAACCGGGGACCGACCGGAGGGACACUGAGCUCCCCAGCACCGGGGGCAGGGAUCCUCUCCCAGGCAGGGCUGAGAGGGGCAGAUAGUACCCCGGACAGGGGCAGAUAGCGUCCCAAGCAAGGGGACAGGGGCAGAUAUUACCGCAGGCAGGAGAGAGGGGCAACAGAGUACUCCAAGAAGGAAAACAGGGCAGGAUAUUACUCUAGGCAGUAGUGAAAGGGGCAAAUAGUACCCCAGGCAGAGGGAUAAGGGUAAGAUAGUACACCAGUUAGGAGGGUAAGGCAAGAUAGUACCCCAGACAGGAGAUAUAGGGGCAGAAUAGUACACCAGGAAGGGACAGGAUACUACCCCAGGCAGGAGACAAGGGGAAAGAUAGUACCCCAGACAGGAGAUAUAGGGGCAGAAUAGUACACCAGGAAGGGACAGGAUACUACCCCAGGCAGGAGACAAGGGGAAGGAUAGUACCCCAGACAGGAGAUAUAGGGGCAGAAUAGUACACCAGGAAGGGACAGGAUACUACCCCAGGCAGGAGACAAGGGGAAGGAUAGUACCCCAGACCCAGGCAGGAAACAAGGGGAAAGAUAGUACCCCGGACAGGAAAGGCAAGAGUCAGAAUAGCACCCCGGUACAGUGAGAUAAAUACAUCGAUUUUAGCCCAAGCAGGGCAGAGAGAGAGAGGGGUUGAGUAGGAGAGUAUUAAUCUAAACGUGUUAAAAGGGUAAAAUAAUAUCCCAAGGGAGUGGGAGAGAGGGACACUGUUAUUACUGCAGAAAAAGACUAGGGGCAGAAAUAUUACCCUAAAGAGGGAAGAUAGCUGUAUACUUGCCUAAGCAGUGUAUUGCCCUGGGCAAGAAGAGCUGCUACCCUUGGCAGGAUAGAAGGGGUUAAUUGUACCCUAUACUAGGGCAAGGGCAAAGCAAAAAGGAGCGAAUAUUAUCUUGUAUCCCCCCUAUUCAGACCCAGGCAGGGGCAAACAGAAAGGCUGGGGGCAGAAAUAGCAAAAACAGGAUAAGGGGGCAAGAAGUCAUAUUCCGGACAGACAGAGGGCAAUAGACUGGCCUUAGUAGAGUAAGGGGGGUAAAUAUAUUUUCUUACCUCUAGCAGGAAAGAAGGGGUAGUAAUUAGACCCAAAGAGGAAAAGAGACAGUGAGAGUUAGAAUCGCUAGACUUCCAUCCAGGGGAAGUAAGGCUAUAUAUAGAGAGGCUAGUGCGAGAAAUUAUCUGUAUAUAUAUAAUUAUAUAUUAUCUGUAUUAUUAGUGGAGAUUUAAAGAGCCUUGUACAUAUUACACUGAUCAGGAGCGAUAGAAGACAGCAUAGUCUGUGUAUUUAUUGCCUCUGGUAUUUUGGAAGGAAAGGAAAGCGACUGCCUAGAAGAUAGGAUUUGCAAAAUUCUAUUUGAUACAAAAACAUAGUAUGCAUUUGUAAGGGGGUGCAGUAUUUAACCCUAAAAUAUUUGAAGUUGAAGAGUAUUACCUUGAAGUAUUAGUAAAGAGGCUGGGACUGUAAUCUCCCCUAAAAUAAAUUCUGCCAGGUUACAUACAAACUAUAAAGCAUCAUCCCCAAAGAGAAUAUAGUACCUCAUAGUAUAUUGUCCAAGUACAUCAAGGGUGAAUAUCCAAGUGAAGCAUUGGGUUUAUUUGACCUACUAGACUAGAAGAAUUUAUUUGCCCACAUUUCCAGUCCAGGAUAUUUAGUAUUUAGAAGAUCUGAAAAGGAGCUAGGCAUUGUGUUUGAUAGUGGUGCAGAUAUUAGGAAAAGCACCUCUUAACCUGCUAGCUAGAUAGCCUCCUGUCCAUAAAAAUAUCCCUCCCAUUAUUUAUUAAAGUGACUAAUUUGAUUAUCACUCAUUCCCCCCAGGCUAUAGAAUUUAUCCUAUUUUUUUUCCAGCAACACUUUUUUUUGUGUGUGUGGCUACCCCAAGGGCUUGGGGUAGGGGGUAUAACUGCUCCUCCCUCCUCUUCCCAACCCCCUCUGCACCCAAGGGAGCAAGAAUCCCACACAAUAGGAACUUUAACACAAUAAGUGAAAAGAAAAAGAGGGGGGAGAGUUUGCAAGAGGGAUCCAGCCGCAGGUAUCUGUGAAAGAGGAGACAGCACACAGUAAACCUGAGCCUAGAAUUAAUACGGUUCUUGGACAAUAUUUUUUUUGGGGGGGGGGAGUGUUUUGAAGUGAAAAGGGGGGUUAGCUUUGAGGAGCUGUGGAGAUGUCCAGGAGGAAACAGGCCAAGCCACGUUCGGUGAAAGUGGAAGAUUCAGAAGACUUUGGCCUGAACUGGGAGUCUUCUCUGUGCCAAACAGGAGGUCUGGGAAGGGAGGCAGAGAGAGAAGGCCGAGGUUUGGAAGACGGUAACAGCGUGACCAGUCAGGAAGAGAGGAUUGAGGAAGAGGAGCUGGAGGACGAGUCAAUUUACACCUGCGAUAACUGCCAGCAGGAUUUUGAUUCCUUGGCCGAGUUGACGGAGCACCGGACCCAGCACUGCCUCGGAGAUGGUGAUGACGACCCACAAUUCUCUUGGGUGGCUUCAUCUCCCUCCAGCAAAGACGUUGCAUCACCCACUCAGAUGGUAGGAGAUGGGUGUGAUCUUGGCAUAGGAGAAGAGGAAGGGGGAUCUGGGUUACCAUAUCCCUGCCAGUUCUGUGAUAAGUCUUUCAGUCGUCUGAGCUACUUGAAAAGACACGAGCAGAUCCACAGUGACAAACUACCUUUCAAGUGCACCUACUGUAGUCGUCUGUUUAAACACAAACGAAGUAGAGACCGCCACAUAAAGCUUCACACCGGGGACAAAAAGUAUCACUGCCACGAAUGUGAGGCUGCAUUCUCACGCAGUGACCACCUGAAAAUUCACCUAAAAACCCACAGUUCCAGCAAGCCGUUUAAAUGCACAGUGUGUAAGCGGGGUUUUUCCUCUACUAGCUCUCUACAAAGUCACAUGCAGGCUCAUAAAAAGAACAAGGAACACUUGGCCAGAUCGGACAAAGAGAUGAAGAAAGACGACUUCAUGUGUGAUUACUGCGAGGAGACCUUCAGUCAGACUGAAGAGUUGGAGAAGCACGUGAUGACACGACAUCCACAGCUGUCUGAAAAAGCUGAUCUGCAGUGUAUUCAUUGCCCUGAAGUAUUUGCAGAUGAAAACACUCUGCUUGCCCAUAUUGACCAAGUCCAUGCCAACAAGAAACACAAGUGCCCCAUGUGUCCAGAGCAGUUUUCUUCAGUGGAAGAAGUUUAUUGUCACCUAGACAGUCAUAGGCAGCCUGACUCCAGCAACCACAGCAUUAGUCCUGAUCCAGUCUUGGGAAGUGUAGGUUCUAUGAGCAGUGCCACACCAGACUCUAGUGCCUCAGUGGAGCGAGGUUCAACUCCAGAUUCAACUCUUAAGCCAAUAAGAGGCCAUAAGAAAACCCAAUCAUUGGAUAGAGAGGAUGGCCAAUCCUGGUCCAAAAUUAACUACAGCUGCCCUUACUGCACGAAACGAGACUUCAACAGCUUGGCUGUUCUGGAAAUACAUUUAAAGACGAUCCAUGUGGACAAGCCACAGCAGUCACACACAUGUCAAAUAUGUCUGGAUUCUUUGCCUACCCUGUAUAAUCUUAAUGAGCAUGUGAGGAAAGUGCAUAAAAAUCAUGCAUACCCUAUGGUGCAAUUCAGCAACAUAACUGCUUUCCACUGUAACUAUUGUCCUGAGAUGUUUGCAGAUAUAAAUAGUCUGCAGGAGCAUAUUCGCAUAACUCAUUGUGGUCCUAAUGCUACAACUCAAGAAGGCAACAAUGCUUUCUUCUGUAACCAGUGUUCUAUGGGAUUUCUUACAGAAUCCUCCUUGACUGAGCAUAUUCAGCAAACCCACUGCAACGUAGGAAGUUCAAAACUAGAAUCUCCUGUCAUUCAGCCAACACAGUCUUUCAUGGAAGUGUACUCCUGCCCAUAUUGUACAAACUCCCCCAUAUUUGGCUCUAUAUUGAAGCUCACAAAGCAUAUUAAGGAAAACCACAAGAACAUUCCAUUGGCAAACAAUAAGAAGUCAAAAUCCGAACAGAGUCCGGUUUCCUCGGAUGUUGAAGUUUCUUCCCCUAAGAGGCAACGAUUGUGUGCAAGCCUGAAUUCUGUGUCCAAUGGAGAGUAUCCUUGCAAUCAGUGUGACCUAAAGUUUUCCAACUUUGAUACCUUUCAGACACACUUAAAGUCACACUUGGAGCUGCUCUUACGAAAACAGUCUUGCCCUCAAUGCAAAGAAGACUUUGAUUCUCAGGAGUCCCUCCUGCAACAUCUCACAGUACACUACAUGACCACAUCCACGCACUAUGUGUGUGAGAGCUGUGACAAACAGUUUUCUUCGGUGGAUGAUCUGCAGAAGCACUUACUGGACAUGCAUACUUUUGUGUUAUAUCAUUGCACACUGUGCCAAGAAGUCUUUGAUUCUAAGGUUUCCAUCCAAGUGCAUUUGGCAGUAAAGCACAGCAAUGAGAAGAAAAUGUAUCGUUGUACAGCAUGCAACUGGGACUUCAGGAAAGAAGUAGAUCUUCAGCUCCAUGUCAAGCACAGUCAUUUGGGCAACCCAGCAAAGUCUCACAAGUGCAUCUUCUGUGGGGAGACCUUCAGUACUGAAGUGGAACUGCAGUGUCACAUUACAACUCACAGCAAGAAAUACAACUGCAAAUUUUGCAGCAAAGCUUUCCAUGCAAUCAUUCUGCUGGAGAAGCACCUGCGUGACAAACACUGCGUGUUUGAUUCAAACAAUCAGAAUGGUACAGCCAAUGGUAUGGUUCCAGCAAGUAAAAAAUCCGAGACGGCAGAAGUGCCAAGUGUGUUGAUGAAGAAUCCUGAUGUCACCAAUAGUCAUGAGGCCAGUGAAGAUGAUAUUGAUGCUUCUGAACCAAUGUAUGGUUGUGACAUCUGUGGGGCGGCUUACACAAUGGAGGUUCUCCUCCAGAACCAUCGAUUGAGGGAUCACAACAUUCGACCUGGGGAAGAUGAUGGUUCUAGAAAGAAGGCUGAGUUCAUCAAGGGCAGUCACAAAUGCAACAUCUGUUCAAGAACAUUCUUCUCUGAGAAUGGACUUCGUGAACACAUGCAGACACACAGGGGUCCCGCAAAACACUACAUGUGUCCGAUAUGUGGAGAACGGUUCCCAUCUCUCUUGACACUAACAGAACACAAAGUUACCCACAGCAAAAGUUUGGACACAGGAACGUGUAGAAUCUGCAAAAUGCCACUUCAGAGUGAAGAAGAAUUUAUUGAACACUGUCAGAUGCAUCCAGACCUUAGAAAUUCCCUCACUGGAUUCCGCUGUGUUGUGUGUAUGCAAACUGUCACUUCAACUCUUGAGCUUAAAAUUCACGGGACAUUCCAUAUGCAGAAGUUGGCUGGCAAUUCGGCCGCCUCCUCUCCUAAUGGACAGACCUUGCAGAAGAUAUACAAGUGUGCUCUGUGUUUAAAGGAAUUUAGAAAUAAGCAAGAACUUGUAAAGUUAGACGUUAAUGGCUUGCCAUAUGGCCUAUGUGCAGGAUGCUUGAGCAGAUCAACUAACGGUCAGCCUUCUAAUCCAGCUCCUCAAGAUGUCUGUGACCGACUCUGUACUGGUCUACGGUGCCCUGAGUGCAGUGUAAAAUUUGAGAGUGCCGAAGACUUGGAAAGCCAUAUUCAGAUUGACCACAGAGACUUGGCACAUGAUGCUAGUGGCCAAAGGAAAGUAUCUCAAACAUCUCCCGUACCCAGAAAGAAAACCUACCAGUGCAUCAAAUGCCAGAUGACCUUCGAGAAUGAAAGAGAAAUUCAGAUCCAUGUUGCCAACCAUAUGAUCGAGGAAGGAAUCAAUCAUGAGUGCAAGCUGUGCAACCAGAUGUUUGACUCUCCAGCAAAGCUUCUCUGUCACCUGAUUGAGCACAGCUUUGAAGGCAUGGGAGGAACAUUCAAAUGCCCUGUUUGUUUUACAGUUUUUGUACAGGCAAAUAAACUACAGCAACACAUCUUUGCAGUUCAUGGGCAAGAGGAUAAAAUAUAUGACUGUUCUCAAUGCCCUCAGAAGUUCUUCUUUCAGACAGAGCUUCAGAACCACACGUUGAGCCAGCACGCACAGUGAGCCGGUGGCACUACAGGACUUCUCUCUGCAUAAGACUUGACGGAGGCACAGUGGGGAGGACCAUUUGAACAUUACAUCCAAUCAAAGUGUCAUUUGCAACCCAGAUGUAAAACUCUAAUGAUUUGGCCAUGAGGCGCUGCUAUUAUAAGCAGCUGGAAAUGAAUAUUAAUGGAAGAGAUUAAAAGUAUUCCAUGCUCAGUAUUUUUAUUGUCCUGCUUCUUACUAGUGUACUUUAGAGCUUCUGCUUCUGACUGAAUUUAUAGUGUUAGAAUAAUCAUUUGCAAUGAUGUUGUCUUUUUGUUGCCUCUUGUAUUAUAUUGAUAGUUCAGAGCUUUGGAGUGUUUUUUUUAUUUUCUGCAUCAUUUAAUUGCUAUUUUUUUUAUUUUAUUUUUUUAGUUGUGUGUUUUUUUCUGUGAUGUGAUGGAUUGGCAGCUGUCUAUUCCAUUUUAUUAUUUGUAUUUUUUACUUAAAAAAAAAAAAAAAUGAAAUAAACUAAUGCUUUGAUUGGAUUUGUCAGUUCACAGAGGACAGUCUAUUGAAUAUAAUCCGCAACUGGAUGGUCUGCUUUUUAAAUGUGACAUUAUCUGAUUUACAAUAACUAAAUACAGUACAAUAAAGGGAAAUAAGACCA
Messenger RNA from Pelobates fuscus (common spadefoot toad), 7027 nucleotides. RefSeq names its product zinc finger protein 423 (gene ZNF423). The transcript is spliced from 8 exons. Gene Ontology annotation, molecular function: chromatin insulator sequence binding. Gene Ontology annotation, biological process: regulation of transcription by RNA polymerase II. The record is from RefSeq and is a predicted model, not a curated record. Gene Ontology annotation, cellular component: chromosome. The coding region runs from base 2527 to 6396 and encodes 1289 amino acids. NCBI's taxonomy places the organism in Eukaryota, Metazoa, Chordata, Amphibia, Anura, Pelobatidae.